AUGCCUACUGCUAUCAAACCUCUCCCUAUCACUGUCUUUACUGGUUUUCUGGGCAGUGGUAAAACUACACAAAUCUUGAGCUUAUUACAGCGUGUUCCCAAAGACUACAAAGUGUGCUUAUUGAAGAAUGAAUUUGGUGAUAUUGCAGUUGAUAGUCAAUUGGCAAAGGAGACCAAUGUGGGUGUGCAAGAGAUGGUCAAUGGCUGCAUGUGCUGUGUACUUGUUGGUCAAAUGAAGUUGGCGCUUCAAGAACUAAGAGACCAGUACAACCCUGAUAGAAUUAUUGUCGAGACUAGCGGUUCAGCUUUUCCUGCUCCCAUUGCCUGGCAAAUUCGUGAAAUGGAGAGCGAAGGUUUUGUUUUGGAUUCCAUCAUUACAGUAGUCGAUUGCGAGAACUUUACUGGUUAUGAGGACACUAGCUAUACAGCCAAGUUGCAAGCUCAAUAUACCGAUGUCAUUUUACUCAACAAGCAUGAAUUGGUCGAUGAACGUCAACUAGACAAUGUCAUUGAUCACAUCAACGUUUUGAAUACCGAUACACCCAAGGUCAAAUGCGACAAAAAGGGCGUCUCUCCUGAUCUUGUGUUUGGUUUAGACACUCAACUCUUCAAGGUGGGCUAUGGAAGGGAGAAGCAUUUGGAAGAAUCUGUAUUUGAUCCUAAGCACCAAGAAAACGAGGUCGAUUUGAUCCAGAUCCUCCAAUCUGUCAAUGACAACAAGUUGACGCUCGAACAAUUUGAGACAUUCCUCAAGUCCAUGCCCAAGGAAGAUAUCUACCGUAUCAAAGGUUUUGUUCGUUUGGAUGAUGGUCAAUUGUCUAUUGUGAACCAUGCUUUUGGUCGAUGGACACUCACACCCGUUGAAAAUGAAGAUACUCUGGAAAAUACCAAGGAUGUUCAGAUCAAGAUUACUGUUAUGGGUGAUGGUUUGAGAAUGUAUACGGAAAAAGUCAAGGCACUUUUAAACAGUGGUGAGGGUGAUGUUCAGCUCACUCCUGCUCAUCGUCAUUAG
Mucor velutinosus is the source of this 1011-nucleotide messenger RNA. Its product is annotated as Protein kinase C-like 1. Bases 1 to 1011 code for a protein of 336 amino acids. Gene Ontology annotation, cellular component: cytoplasm. The transcript is spliced from 4 exons. Lineage: Eukaryota; Fungi; Mucoromycota; Mucoromycetes; Mucorales; Mucoraceae. The record is from RefSeq and is a predicted model, not a curated record.